AUGCCACAAAGGCCCGUCCUCGAUGUCGACGCCGUUUUGCCUGCAUCCGGCGCGUGGCCCUUGGGGUCGUCCUGUGGUGCGUGCGCGCCCGUGCGGAUCUGGGGAUGGUUCUUCCAUCUACUUACAUCCAAAAGCUGCUCCCAUCUCCGCUUCCAUUCUUCCAUGGAACCGCCGCUAGAACGCCGGUCGUGCGCCUCGCCUCGAGCGCCCACAAAUACUUGCAUGCACACACACACACACACAUUGCGGCGUCUAUGUUUGGAAGGUGCGGCCAAAAGGGCAAACCAAACCUUGUGCCUCGUCUCCUCACCAUGUGCAUCUGUCCUUCCGCGGCACCAUAGCUCCGUUUCGAGUUUCGCAUUUCGGGAGCCACAUGCAGACGCCGACGCCGACAACAUGCAGUCCGUGUCUGAAGUUUCUGUCGACUCCCCACUUGGCGUCCGACCAAGGCGUGCACUCGAGUGGACCAGAGUGCAUCAUCGUGCUGCUGCCCUAGAAGCUUUUCAUCGAAGGUCGACAAGUGGGCCGGCCAAAAAGUCCCUGCCUUCGCGCUGGCUGGGAAAAACUCGGCCUCCGAUGUGGGCACACGUGCAAGGCCUGCGUCUCCCUCUUCCGAUCAGUUUUCGUUGGGCACUCUGCGACUCAUGUGGCUGCGCAUUGAUUGGCCCACAGCCACUGGCGAAAACCGGCCGGGUGCUGUGGCUGUGGAGCUGUGGUUGCACGCUGCUACAUCUUGAAUCAACAAUAACUCGGGCACCAUAUUUCAUUUCAGAAUUUUUCUUUCGCAAAAACAGGAAGGAAAAAGACAUGCAAGGCGCGCCAGAAGAAAGCACAUCAUCCGGCCCUUUAGUGAAACCAGCCUCUCUGUUCAUGGCAACCCCACGCGGUGCUGAUUUACUUGCCUAUUUGGGAAGGAGAACCGCCCACAGCAUUGCCAGGCAGCCGCUGCUGCCCUGCGUCUGUAUGGUGGCACAACAAACCGGCGGAGCGGAGUCUAGGCUCAUGUGCACGCGCGUAGUCUGUACGAACGCAUUGCUCCAACUAAAUGCCCCGGCAAAACAUUUUGCUACCAACAAUGUCGACCCUGUGUAUCAGCAGAACAAACAUGCAUCUUGCGACAAAGCGAACCCCUCUUCCUCUGCCGCCACCAUGAAAACAAGCAAAAUAUCGCAACACCGGCUCAUCGGGAAGGAAAAAAAACAACACAGCCAAACUCCCCCCAAGUACCGAUCGAUCGAUCGAUUGCAUACAUGCAAGCCUGUUCCCAAAACGAACACUCAACAUAUCAAAAACAAGACAAAAAAGUUGUCAAGAAAAAAAACACGAGUGCUCGAUUAG
Messenger RNA from Bipolaris oryzae ATCC 44560, 1338 nucleotides. RefSeq lists its product as uncharacterized. NCBI's taxonomy places the organism in Eukaryota, Fungi, Ascomycota, Dothideomycetes, Pleosporales, Pleosporaceae. The record is from RefSeq and is a predicted model, not a curated record. The transcript is spliced from 8 exons. Bases 1 to 1338 code for a protein of 445 amino acids.